Perognathus longimembris pacificus (Pacific pocket mouse) is the source of this 6017-nucleotide messenger RNA. RefSeq names its product GLI family zinc finger 3 (gene Gli3). Gene Ontology annotation, biological process: smoothened signaling pathway; regulation of transcription by RNA polymerase II. Gene Ontology annotation, molecular function: DNA-binding transcription factor activity, RNA polymerase II-specific; RNA polymerase II cis-regulatory region sequence-specific DNA binding. The transcript has 14 exons. The coding region runs from base 363 to 5144 and encodes 1593 amino acids. NCBI's taxonomy places the organism in Eukaryota, Metazoa, Chordata, Mammalia, Rodentia, Heteromyidae. Gene Ontology annotation, cellular component: nucleus. The record is from RefSeq and is a predicted model, not a curated record.
CUAUGGCCUGUGGAGUUAGUUACAUGGAGUUUUGUGUGUUUCAUGUGUACAUGGCCUGUAUGCUUGGGAAGACCUGGGCAUGUUCACAGCGAGGUCGUUUGCUCCUGUCCGCCAUGUGUGACCCACGGUCACCUGGCUGGUGCAUAAAGUGUGGAGAUACUUAAAAUCCCAUGGAGAUGUGUCAUCUCCAGAUGACUUGAAUGUUUUCUCAGGCUUGACCACCUGGGUUGGCCCUUGCAUCUCAGGUGACAGGCCAGGGGGUCCUGGCACAGGGGUCUUGGCCGCCACUUUGGGUUGCUGAUGGCAUUGUGGUCUUUUGCAGGUGUUCCUGCUGACCAGAGCGGAAGGGAUGAGAAGACAGCAUGGAGACGCAGGCCCACAGCUCUGUGACUCCUGAGAAGAAGAAAGCAGAGAAUUCCAUUGUGAAGUGCUCCACCCGGACAGAUGUCAGUGAGAAAGCUGUGGCCUCCAGCACCACUUCCAACGAGGAUGAAAAUCCGGGACAGAUCUAUCACCACCACCACCACCACCACCAUCAUCGAGAGAGAAGAAACGCAAUCACAAUGCAGCCUCAGAGUGAGCAGGGGCUGGGCAAACUCAGCGAGGAGCCCUCGACGUCCAGUGAUGAGAGAGCUUCGCUGAUCAAGAAGGAGAUCCAUGGGUCUCUUCCACACCUGGCCGAGCCCUCUGUCCCGUACCGUGGGACUGUGUUUGCUAUGGACCCCAGGAAUGGCUACAUGGAGCCUCACUACCACCCACCUCAUCUUUUCCCUGCUUUCCAUCCUCCUGUCCCCAUCGAUGCCAGACAUCACGAGGGCCGGUACCACUACGAUCCAUCUCCUAUUCCUCCGUUGCAUGUGCCUUCUGCCUUAUCGAGUAGCCCGACGUACUCGGACCUGCCCUUCAUCCGGAUCUCCCCACACCGGAACCCCGCUGCCGCUUCUGAGUCUCCCUUCAGCCCCCCUCACCCCUACAUCAACCCGUACAUGGACUACAUCCGCUCCCUGCACAGCAGUCCCACGCUGUCUAUGAUCUCUGCUGCUCGCGGGCUCAGCCCUACCGACGCCCCGCAUGCUGGAGUGAGUCCCGCUGAGUACUAUCACCAGAUGGCCCUGCUGACCGGCCAGCGCAGUCCCUACGCAGACAUCCUGCCCUCAGCCACCACCGCCGGCGCGGGCACCAUCCACAUGGAGUACCUUCAUGCCCUGGAUGGUGCCAGGUUCCCCAGCCCCAGGCUGUCAGCCCGACCAAGCCGGAAACGCACGUUGUCUAUAUCACCACUGUCCGACCAUAGUUUUGACCUUCAGACCAUGAUAAGGACGUCUCCUAACUCCUUGGUCACGAUUCUAAAUAAUUCCCGAAGCAGCUCUUCAGCAAGCGGCUCCUAUGGUCACUUAUCUGCAAGUGCAAUCAGCCCUGCCUUGAGCUUCACCUAUCCAUCUGCACCCGUCUCUCUUCACAUGCACCAGCAGAUUCUAAGCCGACAGCAGAGCCUGGGCUCUGCCUUUGGCCACAGCCCUCCACUCAUCCACCCCGCCCCAACGUUCCCCACACAGAGGCCCGUUCCAGGGAUCCCUACGGUCUUGAACCCCGUGCAGGUCAGCUCAGGCCCCUCCGAGUCCUCACAGAACAAGCCCACCAGCGAGUCCGCUGUGAGCAGUACUGGUGACCCCCUGCACAAUAAGCGCUCCAAGAUCAAGCCGGACGAAGACCUCCCCAGUCCUGGAGGACGCGGGCAGCAGGAGCAGCCAGAAGGAACAACUCUCGUCAAGGAAGAAGGAGACAGAGAUGAGAGCAAGCAGGAGCCUGAGGUCAUCUAUGAGACGAACUGCCGCUGGGAGGGCUGCGCGCGGGAGUUCGACACCCAGGACCAGCUGGUGCAUCAUAUCAAUAAUGACCACAUUCAUGGAGAGAAGAAGGAGUUUGUGUGCCGCUGGCUUGAUUGUUCUAGGGAGCAGAAGCCCUUCAAAGCCCAGUACAUGUUGGUGGUGCAUAUGAGAAGACACACAGGAGAGAAGCCUCAUAAAUGUACUUUUGAAGGUUGCACAAAGGCCUACUCAAGACUAGAAAACUUGAAAACACACUUGAGGUCUCACACUGGAGAGAAGCCGUAUGUCUGUGAACACGAAGGCUGCAAUAAAGCUUUCUCCAACGCCUCGGACCGAGCCAAGCACCAGAACAGAACACAUUCCAAUGAGAAACCAUACGUGUGCAAAAUCCCCGGAUGUACCAAGCGUUACACAGACCCCAGCUCCCUCCGGAAGCACGUGAAGACUGUGCAUGGCCCUGAGGCGCAUGUCACCAAGAAGCAACGUGGCGACCUGCACCCCCGGCCCCCGCCCCCCAGAGACUCCGGCAGCCAUUCCCAGGCCAGGUCCCCUGGCCGGCCCGUCCCGGGGACCCUGGGGGAGCAGACGGAGCUGGGUGUCGCCACCUCAAAGCGGGAAGAGGGUCUCCAGGUGAAGACCGUCAAAGCUGAGAAGCCCAUGACAUCUCAGCCAAGCCCUGGUGGUCAGUCUUCAUGCAGCAGCCAGCAGUCCCCCAUCUGCAACUAUCCCCUCAGUGGGCUCGAGCUUCCUCUGACCGAUGGAGGGGGCAUGGCUGACCUCAGUAACCUGGACGAGCCCCCGAUCAUGGACGCCACCAUUACCACGGCCACCACCGCCCUGGCGUUGCAAGCCCGGAGAAACCCAGCAGGGACCAAAUGGAUGGAGCACGUAAAACUAGAAAGGCUGAAACAAGUGAAUGGAAUGCUUCCACGACUGAACCCCGUCCCACCGCCCAGAGGCCCUGCAGUCUCUCCUCUCACAGGAAAUGGCACACAGUCCAGUACUACCUGCACUUCGGGUGGGCCGAUGACUCUGCUCCCGGCCCGGAGUGACCUCUCCGGGGUGGACCUCACCAUGCUGAGCCUGGUCAGCCGGAGGGACAGCAGUGCCAGCACAGUCAGCUCGGCCUACCUGAGCAGCCGCCGCUCCUCAGGCAUCUCCCCCUGCUUCUCUAGCCGCCGCUCCAGCGAGGCAUCCCAGGCUGAGGCCCGGCCCCAGAAUGUAAGUGUGGCCGAUUCCUACGACCCCAUCUCCACCGAUGCCUCGCGGAGGUCCAGUGAGGCCAGCCAGAGCGAUGGGCUGCCCAGCCUGCUCAGUCUCACCCCUGCCCAGCAGUACCGCCUCAAAGCCAAGUAUGCGGCGGCCACGGGCGGCCCGCCCCCCACACCUCUGCCCCACAUGGAGAGGCUGAGCCUGAAGACCAGGAUGGCCCUGCUGGGGGACGGCAGGGAGCCGGCUGUGACCCUGCCCCCAGUGCCUCCUCCCCGACGGUGCAGCGAUGGAGGGGGCCACGGGUAUGGCCGCCGCCUGCUCCUGCAGGACGGGCUGGGCAAUGGUGUCCGGAGGGCCAGUGACCCUGUGAGGACCGGCUCCGAGGGCCUGGCCCUGCCCCGUGUCCAGCGCUUUGGUAGUCUCCACGGCCUCAACCCCUCAGGGGCACCUCCAUUCGGUGGCCUCCAUGGCUUCAGUCCUGCAGCCGGGGACAAGCGCAACCUGGUGUUGCAGAAUUACACCCGCCCCGAGGGGGGACAGCCACGACACUACCCAGUGUCCCCCUGUCCCCCGAGCAUCACCGAGAAUGUCACCUUGGAGUCCCUGGCUGUGGAGGCCGAGGACGACCUGAAUGAGGAGGACUUCCUGCCAGAUGACGUGGUGCAGUAUCUAAACUCCCAGAGCCAAGUGGGAUGCGGGCAGCACUUCCCAAGUGUGGCAUCUGAGGACAGCAAAGUGCCCCAGGGACCCAACGACUUUGACCUGGCUGGGCUGCCUGGUGGCCACCUGAGCCAGCAGUUCCGGCCAGUGGAGCAGCCCUGUGGCGAGGGCCGCAAGUCAGACUUGCCUAUCCAGUGGAACGAGGUCAGCUCGGGGAGCGCCGACCUGCCCUCCUCCAAGCCCAAGGGCAGCCUGAAGCCUGCAGGUAUGCAGGCCCGGGCCUAUGGCGGCAUGGUGGUUCAAGCACAGAGUCCAUGGAGGGUCGGGGGCUGCCUGGCGCUCGGGGACAGUGGCAGUGCCUACGGGGUCCCGGAGCACGUGGCCACCCACGAUGACCUGGGAACCAGCCCCGGGGGCAGUGCCCUCCUCGACCAGCCAUACAAGGCCCCGCGGUAUGGGAGCUGCCUCACUGGGCAGCCAGCACCCCCGGGAGCCCUGGAUGGUGCCUGCAGUGCUGAGAUUCGAGGGUCCAAGCUGAAAAGCACCACCACCAUGCCAGGAAAUGGGGUUCCUCUGGAUUUGGGUCUGGUAAUGGCAGCAAAUGAGACACCUGUCGGCUCUGAGAAUAGCCUACAGACCCCAGAUCCAAGGGGCCAGGGCUACCCCACUCAUCCGCUCCUGGGCGACAGCACGCACCGCCAGGGUGCGGGCCGGCCAGGCCCACUCAGGCCAGUGCAGCCUGGUGCUACCUCACAUGCCAGUGUCUACCCGGGGCUCGGGAGUGGCCUGCCGGGGACUCUAAGCACUGGCAGCCACCUCACAAGCUCCACAGCCGUCAGGGGCUACCAGCAGCCAUGUGCCAGCUACGGGGGCAGCAGGCGCCAGGCGCUGCCCAGGGGUGGCCUCACUCUGCCGCAAGGACCGCUGAGUGAUGCAAGUCAGAUCUGCAGGGUCAACGGGAUCAAGAUGGAGACGCAAGGGCCACCCCAACCUCUGUGUUCCAACACGCAGAAUUACUCUGGUCAGUUUUAUGACCAAACUCUGGGCUUCAGUCAGCAAGACACAAAAGCUGAUUUGUUCUCCAUGGCAGAGGCCAACUGCCUGCUCCAGGGAGCCCACGCAGAAAACUCAGAGUUACUCUCACCCGGUGCUAACCAGGUGACCAGCACGGUCGAUGGCCUGGACGGCCAUGACCUGGAAGGGGUGCAGAUUGAUUUCCAUGCCAUCAUUGAUGAUGCGGACCAUGCUAGCCUGAUGUCUGGGGCCCUGAGCCCAAGCAUUCUGCAGAACCUUUCCCAUAGCUCCUCCCGACUCACCACACCACAAGCCCCCCUGCCCUUCCCAGCACUGUCUCUCAGCACAACCAACAUGGCGAUUGGGGACAUGAGUUCUCUGCUCACCUCGCUGGCAGAAGAAACCAAAUUCCUCGCCGUGAUGCAGUAGGCACUAGGCAAGAAAGACUGCAGACAUAGGAUCUUGGGAGGUGAACAGUGGAACUGACUCCUGGAUAUAUAUAUAUACAUAUAUAUAUUAUAUUUUUUUUCCUGGCUGUUUUGAAGUUCUUGUAUGUAUUUUAGCAACCUCAUCUCUUCUGACUGGGAUGUCUUUCAAGUAUUCCUUUCAUAGAAAAGGACUCUGAAAAACCCUAAGGUAUCCUAGGAAGGAACUGUCUUCCAUUUCAGUUUUGAAUCAGUAUUGUGGCACUCAAACCAACCUUUAAAAAAAAAAUCCUGUAUGCCCACUCUCUUUCUUUUUUUAGUAAACCAGUGUAAAUGUAUGAUGUGCAUGUUCUUUCUUUUAAGAAGAGAGGUUACCAGAUAAAUAGAUGUGUUGUGCUUCUUGUUACUUCAAGGAAAUGGAAGUUGUUGUGCGUGUGACCAAGGAAUGCCAUGUCAGCCUUUCUUAUUUUCUUUUACUUAACCUCAGCAUUUGGGGGGAUUUGGAUUGUUUUUUUGUUUUUGUUUUUUUAUGUGUGUGUUUUUCUUUCGUCCCCACAUUGGGCACAGAAAUCAGAAUAGAAAGAGUGGACUUGAAGAAUCUUUUGUGGGUGCAUCCUAGCAUAGAUCAGAAUACAUUCUCUAAUUGAUCUGGGUUCUUUGCCUAACUGCUGUCCCAGGAGUGGAAACCUGAGGCUCACCUGAAUGAGAGUGUGGGUUGUAUGAUUCUUCAUGUCCAUUGUGUGCUUUGGGUCCGUGUGCUCAGGUCUCAUUAUUUUGCCUUCUUCUCUGUCUACCUUCCAGAGUGUUCAGGGUUUAGUGCUGAGUGAGAGGUGGAGAUGGACAGCUGGUGAUAUUCAGAUAUGAUGCGCCUUGGGUC